Aspergillus tanneri is the source of this 591-nucleotide messenger RNA. RefSeq lists its product as uncharacterized. The transcript is spliced from 2 exons. The coding region runs from base 1 to 591 and encodes 196 amino acids. The record is from RefSeq and is a predicted model, not a curated record. Lineage: Eukaryota; Fungi; Ascomycota; Eurotiomycetes; Eurotiales; Aspergillaceae. Gene Ontology annotation, molecular function: methyltransferase activity.
AUGCCAGAAUACUUAGCCCAAACAACGUACAAAGUUCCUCUCGACCCGGCUAAUGGGGUAUUCCAGUAUACCAAGGACUGGAAAGGCAAUAUGUUUCUCUACUACGAAGCCCAUUCUCGCGAGGGUGAAUCUUUCAAGUACGUCAUGGGAGGCGUCAUGGCCAACCAGGCCGGGUGGCUGGAUAUCUUCCCGCAUGAGCUUGUGUUGAUGGCGGUAUCGUCGGGUACGAUAUGGAACAAUUCCUCCAGGGACAUUAGGAACUGCCAGUCAGUCGUAUCCGCAGGUCGUCCCGAAGUCGUCGGGUUGUCCAAAUGCCCAGACCCGAUGAACAAGUUAGGCUAUGACUUCUUCACUCAGCAGCCGGUCAAGGGGCUCCGGGUCUACUACAUGCAUGGCGUACUUCAUGACUGCACACUCCUGAUUCACGAUCAUAUCACACCCCGUGCGCUGGCUCAUCCGCAUACCACCGCGUAUGAUCUGGUUAUGAUGGUUAUGGUAGCCGGAAUGGAACGAACGGAGGUGCACUUGGAGUUGCUGCAGUCAGAGCGAUACAAACUCGCUAGGAGCUGGAGAUCUCCAUUGGCCAUGUAG